CCGCGCGCUCCUUCUCCUCUGUGGUCUCUUGCCCCUCGUCACCUCUGCACGUCCGCUUCAGUUUAGGCACGGCCUCGCGGGGUAACAACUGAUCAUCCAGGAGUGUUUGUACUACAAUCGUAUAGCCACCUGCGGUCAGGUUUGCACAGCUGAUAACUGAUCAACACUCCGUUCGUGCGUGCGGGCGUGCGCGCGCACGCGCGCGCACGCGCGUGUGUGUGUCUCUGUGUGUGUGUGCGUGUGUGUGUGUGUGUGUGUGUGUGUGUGUGAGAGAGAGAGAGAGAGAGAGCGGGGACGCCCGGGGUGGUCGUGUCCACCUUCCCCUUCUUACCCGGUGGCGUUUGUAGAUGGCAUGUAGGUAGAUCUAUGGGCCUCUCCAUCGGUGGAUUGUAGGUGGGUGCCUGGGUUUCUCAAAUUGUGUGUGUAAUGGAACUUCGUCGUAGGCGAAUAGCGGGGAGAGGUUCUUAAGCACUGAAUCGGAUAGUGGUGUCACCUAAACCACAUUAUUGUUCACUCUCUGAUUCUCUUGUUGCUGCCGGCGCUGCCAUCAUCUGCUUCUCUUUUCCUCCCUCUCAGAUCCUGUCGUUACUCCUUCGGCCAAACCUCGAACGUCUUACCUACCUUCAUCUCUCCUCAUUCUCGAUCUUUUGCAUAAUUUUGGUUUCACCAUCUAUGAGUAUCAUUCUCCUAUAUAUAUCCUUGUUGUCUGCUUGUUCAAUUCGCUUGUCUUUCCGGUUAGCUGCUUGCUGUUUUAUACGACCUGGUUUUCAAGUGCUGAUGACUCGUCGCGCGUCGCCGGCCUCGUCUGUUCUCGCCAGCGCAAGUCAUUGUCCUCCUCCUCCUCCUCUCUGUCAUGAUUUACGAGGCCGACUUUCUAGCAGUUUGUUGGUAACGCUGAAGGAAACAUUUGCGUUUGAUCAGAGGCAGUGCCAAGCUCUGCGUCCCGAGACUUGCGUGCAUUCAAUUCACUACUCGAAGCGCAAGUAGAGUGGGGGUGGGCAUGGUUAACUACCGACAACGUCGGACCCUCUGGCAGCUAGAAGUAUCGCUAAGGAAACUUCGCAAGUUUUAAACGGUGCGAUCAUAGUAAUGGUAGAUCCACAAUCACAGUGCUGUCCUUGUAAAUCGAUGACUUUGCCAGCUACAUCGCAUCCUCCUGCUGGGGGUGCGAGGAGUUAGGUGCGCAUUGGCGGAGCUCCUCUUUCGCUGCAGAGGUACGGAUGUGGGCUUCGGCGGCGAUCGCUUGAGUGUAAAUAGGACGUGAAGUGGAAUUUCAGGUGCGGAAGCGCGGGCCCUUGCGAUUCAGGAGACGGGAGAGUCGGUUGGAGAGUUCCGAGUUGUGGUGGUGAAGUCGCCAGCUCUAGCGCGGAAGCGUCAGGCUUGUUUUUCGUUUCCCCGAAAAUGCAGGCAGCGAAUGAGAACUUAACGCCGAAGGUAAUCAAGGAACUGGCGCGGGAGCUUCGCACGUUGGACGAGUCUCCGCCGGAGGGCAUCCGAGUCUACCUCAACGAUGACAACUUCGCCAACAUCCAUGCGGAAAUCGAUGGCCCGGCGGGAACUCCCUACGAGGGUGGCUUAUUCAAGAUGAAGUUGGUGCUUCCGCACGACUUCCCGACAUCUCCCCCCAAAGGUUACUUCUUGACAAGAAUAUUCCAUCCGAAUAUCGCGAAGAACGGCGAAAUCUGCGUGAACACUUUGAAGAAGGACUGGAAGUCUAAUCUAGGCCUGACGCACGUGCUUUUGGUUGUUCGCUGUCUGUUGAUCGAGCCAUUCCCAGAAUCGGCGCUCAAUGAGGAAGCAGGGAAGAUGCUGAUGGAAGACUAUGUGGGAUAUGCGAAGCACGCGAGGCUGAUGACCAGCAUUCAUGCAAUGAAGCCGUCCAAGGCUAGGAACAAGAUAACAGUGGCUGAGGCCCUCAGUGCUCCUGCAGCUAUGGCAGUCGCCGCUGCUCCCUUGACACCCUCCCUCUUACCAACCUCCGCGGAGAGUAAUGCAGUGGCUCAUCCACAGGCGCCCUUGGCAUUGCCGAUUGCGAAAGCGGAUGGCACUGAUGGGUCUCAGCAGCAUCUUUCUGCAGUGGCUAUGGGCUUCGGCGUUGAAGGUGCCUCUGUGGCUUUGGUUGCAUCUCCUAGUGCAAAGAAAUCCAAAGGUGGGGAACCGACUGCAAAAUUGGCAGAUAGACGGAGAAAUGAUAAAAGAAGAGGUCUGAAGAGGCUUUAGCAAGUCUAGUGACUCGUUAUGUGCUCCAUUGUAGUUAAGUUAUAAGUUUGCGAAUGCAAGCCGUCAGUUGAAAAACAGUUCCCUUUCAUGUCGUUAGCGAAAGGUACGCGAGACAUCGUAGUGCCGGAUUUGUAGGACUGCUUAGCGGAGCACCUGGUGGGGAGAGAGAGAGAGAGAGAGAGAGAGAGAGAGAGAGAGAGAGAGAGAGAGCGGGGGGGGGCGGGUGGAACGGGGACGCUGGAGGUGCAAAGUGUUUCAAUUAUGUAGAUUUCAGAAGGCUAGGGGGUUUGCCAAUGCGGAUGUCGUGAGAAUGGGAGAUGCUUUGUGUAUCAUGUUUGAGGGUGUCCAUUGGUGUUGCGUGACUGGGGUAGAUAAUAGGUACCUAGGUUCUGUCAUGUCAAUUUCUAUAAGAUGGUGCACAGUGUUAAACGCAGCCUUUUUGUGUAUAAGCUCUUGUGUAUCCCGACAAGCGGCCAUCUGUAUCUGAGCCAUGGUCCUCAGAUAGCGCAGCAGAUAUGUUUGCAAUGUUUAUCUCACAGAUCUUGGCAGGGAGAAGGGAAGUGCAAGAAAGUCUCGUGAGUUGCUCUUGCUGGUGCUGUAGUGGUAAAAUGUUGACACCUGUGCUGUUGUUCAGUGGUCGAUCGGAGGUGCAUUGAUUGGGUCAUGGUCCGUUCAGAGAGUUCGUGGAAGUUGGAAGUUAUUAGGCUGGAUAAGUUAUUUUUCGUAACAUACAAAGGAAACGCUUAGUUGUUCUUUUCUUGCCCGUUUGCCCUUCUCUUUUUUUUUGUUUUUUGUUAUGUGAAUGAUCCGUUGCCCUUUUGAUCA
Messenger RNA from Chara braunii, 3045 nucleotides. The record is from the annotation of a GenBank genome assembly. NCBI's taxonomy places the organism in Eukaryota, Viridiplantae, Streptophyta, Charophyceae, Charales, Characeae.